This is a messenger RNA of Hipposideros armiger (great roundleaf bat), 3363 nucleotides long. RefSeq names its product mitogen-activated protein kinase kinase 3 (gene MAP2K3). The coding region runs from base 71 to 1027 and encodes 318 amino acids. Gene Ontology annotation, molecular function: MAP kinase kinase activity; ATP binding. Gene Ontology annotation, biological process: protein phosphorylation; MAPK cascade. The record is from RefSeq and is a predicted model, not a curated record. NCBI's taxonomy places the organism in Eukaryota, Metazoa, Chordata, Mammalia, Chiroptera, Hipposideridae. The transcript is spliced from 12 exons.
GACGGGGGCCCACCGGACCCUCACCACUCCAGGAAAAUCCAAGAGGAAGAAGGAUUUACGGAUAUCCUGCAUGUCCAAGCCGGCCAUGCCCAACCCCACCCCUCCGCGGAACCUGGACUCCCGGACCUUCAUCACCAUUGGAGACAGGAAUUUUGAGGUAGAGGCUGAUGACCUAGUGACCAUCUCGGAGCUGGGGCGUGGAGCCUAUGGGGUGGUGGAGAAGGUGCGGCAUGCCCAGAGCGGCACCAUCAUGGCUGUUAAGCGGAUCCGGGCCACCGUGAACUCUCAGGAGCAGAAGCGUCUGCUCAUGGACUUGGAUGUCAACAUGCGCACAGUCGACUGCUUCUACACUGUCACCUUCUAUGGAGCCCUCUUCAGAGAGGGAGAUGUGUGGAUCUGCAUGGAGCUUAUGGACACAUCCCUGGACAAGUUCUACCGGAAGGUGCUUGAUAAAAACAUGACGAUUCCAGAGGACAUUCUUGGGGAGAUUGCUGUGUCUAUCGUGAGGGCGCUGGAGCACCUGCACAGCAAGCUGUCCGUGAUCCACAGAGAUGUGAAGCCAUCAAAUGUCCUCAUCAACAAGGAGGGCCAUGUGAAGAUGUGUGACUUUGGGAUCAGUGGCUACUUGGUGGAUUCUGUUGCCAAGACAAUGGACGCCGGCUGCAAGCCCUACAUGGCCCCUGAGAGAAUCAACCCGGAGCUGAACCAGAAGGGCUACAAUGUUAAGUCCGACGUCUGGAGCCUUGGCAUCACCAUGAUUGAGAUGGCCAUUCUACGGUUUCCUUAUGAGUCCUGGGGGACCCCAUUCCAGCAGCUGAAGCAGGUGGUAGAGGAGCCAUCCCCCCAGCUCCCAGCUGACCGUUUCUCUCCCGAGUUUGUGGACUUCACUGCACAGUGCCUGAGGAAGAACCCUGCGGAGCGCAUGAGCUACCUGGAGCUGAUGGAGCACCCUUUCUUCACCUUGCACAAAACGAAGAAGACAGAUAUCACUGCUUUUGUGAAGGAGAUCCUGGGAGAGGACUCAUAGGGGGCAGGGCCUUGGAUCCCACUCUGGCCCUCUAGCACCCCUCUGCUAGGGCAGUGCUUGCCCACACCCAUAAGCUACUGCCACCCUGGCCUUGGGCAUUCCAGGAGGAAUUGAGGGGGCUGCUCCCAACUGCCAAAGAACCAGACUGUCGGGGUCCCCUGCCAGGCCCACUUGGGGCCCACCAGUGCCUCUGUCAUGCUACUCCAAGGACCCUAAGUCUCCAGUCCCAGAGGCCCAGGACUUGGAGGGACCUGGAUGCCCCUGCCAGAUGCUGCUGCCCCUCGCAGAGAAGGCAGCUGGUGCCUGUGCACAGACCACUGCCUUGGCCCAGCCGUGGAUGCCACCAAAGUUGUAUAUUUUUUUAUCUCUCGACUGAAUGGACUUUGCACAUUUUGAUCCAAAGUGGCUACACCUCUGUCCUGACAUCAAUAGGGAGGACACAGGGAUGAGCCACACGAAUCCCCCUGAGCCUACUACGAGGGAGAUGCCAGAGCCACUCCAGACCUUCACCCAGGCAAACGACCUCUAAGGGGCACCAAAGACCCCUAGCCUCUGCCUGCCACCUCUAGGGGUGGUGUCUCACUUUAAAAAAAAAAAAUUAUCCUCUUUAUUUUUUUUCUUUUGCUUUGUGGGUUUGGCUGGUUUUUCUUGCAUGGUUUGGAGCUGGUAACUUUUCUGCCACGCCCUAGGGGACCAGCCACCUGAGACCUACCCUCUCUGCUCAGGCUGGGGUCUAGGAGGAUGGGCCCAAGGUCUCUCCUCAGAGAGGUGCUCUCCUUGGGCACCAGCUUGAUAGGGGCUAUGGAUUUGCUUUUGGUGUUGUUUAAAAAAAGAAAAUAUAUUUUUUUGAAGAAAGGACUGCCUGUCCUGGAUCCUAUCCCUGAUGACUUAGGGGCAGUUACCUGAUUGCUGUUUUGAUUUUAAAAGCUAAAGUGGGUCAAAAGGUUGUGUGAGACUGUGUGUCACAGCGGCGAGCCCCACUCUUCGGUGAAGAUCUGUGGCCCUGGAAGGACCCAUUCCCCCUGGGACAGGGCUAGGGCGGUGUGAUCGGGGAGCAGGGUCUUGCUGACGUGCCAGAGCCCUGCACUUUCACAUAUGAGGACACCGAGCCUCCCAGAGGACUGUGAUGAGGCACCAGGCCCUGUGCUGGACACAGGUCCAAUCACUGGUGGGGUGCCUUUUUCCCCUCUUGAAGAGUGCUUUGUCAGAGGCACAGAGUGACGAGCAGUGCUGGGCCUGGAUAUUAUCACCUCAUCGAGGGUGUUCUGUUACUAUCUCAGGUUAUUAUGUUAUCCUUUUUCCAGAUGGAACUACAGGCCCAGAGACUUGAAAUAACUUGCCCAAAUCCCCAUAUCUUGUAAGAUGGAGAAAUCAUGGCUUGGGGGCUGGUAGUGGUCCCCUGGAGAGGGCUCUCAGAAGAGUGGGGGCAGCUCAAGCAAGGUCUCCUUGGCAGGGUCCAGUCUGGGUCUGUGAUCUUUGAAGGUUGGGCUGGGGCAGAAACGGUCCUCCAUCCUACUUCAGCAGAAGGGAAUUUAUGUGCUCAUUUGAGCGAAACUAUAUGCUUCAGGCACAGUUGGAUCCAGGAGUGUGAUUAAUACGUGUAGAACUUGUGUCCACCUUAGCUCUGUUUUCUCUGUCUCAGUUUCAUACUCUCCUCAUGGGGACAAGUCAGGACCCAGUGGCUCCCACCAGCUCAGCAAAGGGGUCCAGGGGUUCAGAUGAAGUCCCAGGGCUGCUUACUUGGUGGGAAGGGGUCACAUGCCCAUCCCCAAGCCAAUCACAAGCCAGAGGUUCAAACACGGGGUAGGGAGGGGAGUCAGCCCACCCACAUCUCAAGGUCUGAGAGAGCAGGGCAUUCCAGGGGAAAUUGGGGCAUGUUCCCAGGAGAAGGAACCGAUCUCCUUGGGGUCCAUCUCUCUACCUCAGUCCACCACUCCUCCCAUCCUUAGCUCAGCCGGUCUCCAAAUAGCCCUCAGUCUGGGACAGGCCUCUGCCUAUUAACCCUUCCCAAACACAGCCUUUAACAAUUUCAAGGAGCUUUUGUGCCGGUCCCUUCCUCCCUCCAUGAUGAAGGCUUGUUCUCACCUCCGGACCUUUGCACCAACUGUACCCUCUGCGUGGAGCUCCCUUCGCCACUAUUCCCUGGUCUCCCACGGGUGGCACUUUCUUAGGGAGGCCACCCUCCCCACCCCCCACCUCUGGUUCAGCUACUCUAGCUAGUCUAUCUGCUUUAUCUGGGCAGAUUUGACCUGCCACUAUUGUGUCCCCAGUGCCGACACCUAGCGAGCGCUCAGUCAACAUUUGGUGAAUGAAAACACGAAUAAAUGGAUCCCGAA